Molecule: messenger RNA, 3631 nt
Organism: Marchantia polymorpha subsp. ruderalis
Lineage: Eukaryota; Viridiplantae; Streptophyta; Marchantiopsida; Marchantiales; Marchantiaceae
Source: the annotation of a GenBank genome assembly
AGCAUCCUAAAAAAUAUAUACAAUUCCCACUGUCGAAGCGAGUGUGGAAAAUAUAUAACAAAUGCUUUGAGCUCGAUUAGCUUGAAGGCACGAUUCGAGCUGAGAUGGAAUUCGUGAGAAAUUGAAUUGUAAAAGAGCAACUGAUGUGAAAAGUUUGAUGUUGAAAUUUGCCUGAUUUGACCUGCAGUUUGUUGUGUGCUAAUGAGGAGAUCCGAGUGAAUUUCUUUCUGUGGAUAGUUACUGGUGGAGGGAAUCGUAAUUGCCUAGAAGGAUGGAGUUGAUGGGGUAUGAGGGUCGCCGCAACAUCAAGCCGGGGGACAUAUUUAGAGCCCAUUUGGCCGCAUCUGCGGGAUCUGGCGCAUCGGGAACUGAAGUUCCUGAAGUCGACGAAGUCCUUGCUGCGAGUGUAAGAAUUGAACGAGGUAGGCGCAAGGCUUCUGCAGACCCAGAAUGUGCUGCAGAUGGAAUGCUGCACGGUCAUGAAUCGUUUUUCUCUGGAGAUUUGAGGGUACCUUAUCACUGGGGAGUCAGUCUUCCAAGAUUCUCCUCAAGGCACGUAGAUUCUUCCAAGGGAAAUAUGCAUACGUUGCAGAGCGAUGUAAUGGACGCAAUCCACAAUGCCCUUUCUAAAGAGGCCCUUAUCAAGAAGUUGGUCAUGCCAUUUAAUGACAACUGCUUUGACAGCAAGCAUGCAGUCUCUCAAUGGGAGUGGCAGAAAAAUAGUGCCCUGUUAGAGCUUGAACAUCGAAACCAACAACUUCAAUCCCGACUAAAUGAUGCAGCCAACCAGGUUAUGGAGGCACACACUCGAGCUGAAUACGACAGGAAACUUCUAGAGGAAGCUCUUCAGAAAGGAAAAGAAGAACUCUACUUGAUUGGAAGAGCAGAGACCAUGAGAACACGUCUCAUUGAAAGAACACAAAUCAUUGCGAGAAGUCAGCUACUUUGCACAUUUUUAUUCUCCUGGUGGCGAUACAUCGAACUUUGCAGAAAGAAAAGGACUCUUAAGAAAGCAGAAAGUUACUGGCAACGACUUACGUUGAUUCGAAGAUUCGACCGAUUUAUAGCUGGAUGUAAGCAAAUCAGAAAUAAGCAGCAACUCAGUUUUCAAGCAAGGCGUCAUUGGUUUCGAAAGUGUUUUAAGGGUUGGUGGAUGAGGAGUCAGUGGAAAGAGAAGCUGAAGAAAACAGGCAAACAGCUACUCGAACUUUGCACUUCAUCCCGGUUGAGAACUGGAUUUCAAGGAUGGCAGGAGUUUUCUAAGAGUUCUAUUUAUAAGAAACUACAGCUGAAAAGAGCCCGGAAGCUCAAUGGACAGAAAUCUUUGCAAAAAUCCUGGACACAGUGGAACAUAUGUGUCGAGGAAGCCAGAGACCAAAUUGUUGGGUCAGGAGUUUUUUGCGUCAAGAAAUUGGUUAGUACUUGUGUCAAGAAGUGGCGGACGGUAGUUCUUAGGAAGAAGAGACAUAUCCAGCAGAUGACACUGGGCAUUCAGCUCAGAGAAUCGAAGGCACUGCUUGUUGGUUUUGAGAUCUGGCACAGGAAGAUAAGGACAGUGCAUGUUGUCAAGGAUCGAAUGGCCUAUUUUGGGAAGCGCAGAAGAACAAGGUUGCUACAACUUUUACUAACCAAGUGGCAUCAACAUGUUCUUCGGACAUGGUAUUUGAGGACUAUCGAAAAGCUGCUAGCAAUGAAGGCGAAAAUAUGGUAUCUAAGAUGGGGUUUCUCACAGAUAAAGCAUCGCUGGGUUAUAGGGAACCUGGUUGAAGAAGGUCGAUCCCAGCGAAGAUUGCUGCUAAGGUCAGCCCUUUUCCAUUACUGGAAAUCUACAGUGAAAUUCUGGAAGGCUGCAAAAGAGAAAGUGGCUCAAGUUCAAAAGAGCACCGCACGGAGACGUUUGCAAAGAUUCUUCUACCACUGGACUGUAUAUGUUGCAGAUAGAAGGAGGUCCUCUGCUGUACAAGAAGCUCACAAGCUAGAGGUCAUGGUCAAGGUUUUGGAGAUCGAUCUGAAAGGAGCAGACCUCGUGCAACGUGAGAUGGAUAAGCUGGUGCUCGAACUAGAAAAUGGAAGGAGGAAAAUCAUCAAUUCUGCGGAGGCCGCUUUGGCAAGAAAUCCUGUAUGGACAUCUGGCUUUCUCGAUGUUCUGCUUCGAUGGACAACUCCUCUAUUGUCGUGGUUUCCUUCUGCUCGUGCUGGCCACACGGCAGUUUCUCUCCCGAAGAAGAUUGGUUCAGAAAUAUGUUCUCGUCUUGUCGUGUUUGGAGGUUUUGACGGGGAAGAAUAUUUCAAUGACGUUAUCCUUUUCGAGACAGAUGAAAUGGUGUGGAAGACUGCUGCAUCGUCAGCUGCAGAGGGAUGUGUUGUACCUAGUCCUAGACAAACGCACACAGCUUGUCCGGUUGGAGAUCAAAAGAUGAUAAUAUUCGGAGGAUUCGAUGGAACGAAAGAUUUCUCAGACGUGUCUGUUCUAAAUAUCUCUGAAGAUGAGUCGUGUCAGUGGUCUCAACCUGCCAGCGUCCACGGUGCCAAACCAGGUCCUGUCUGUCAACACACCAGUUGUCUGUACGAGAAUGGACCAUAUAUGGUGGUUUUCGGGGGUUACAGAUCGUCCGUAGGCCUGCUCAACGAACUGUGGUUUCUGGAUGUCCAUUGGAUGUUGUGGAGCUCGCCAGAGUAUUUUGGCACACCACCCGUUCCUCGUCGGGGUCAUGGUGCAGCAAUCAUCGGAACCAAGAUGUUCGUCUUUGGUGGCUUCAAUGGAUCAGAGAAUUUGGCUGACCUCCACUUUCUAGAUUUUGACUCGAUGACAUGGAACAAUGUCGAAGUUCAAGGAGAAGUUCCGUCUCCAAGAAGGCAGUUCGCGGUUGCUAUUGUCGGUCAGCAUUUUGUCUUGCACGGAGGAUUCGAUGGGCAAAAGUAUCUUGGAGAUGUCUUCAGUUUUCAUACCAUUCACAAGAGAUGGAAUAAGUGGCCGGAGAAAGAGACUCAGCUUUCACUGCAAGACAUUGGUCAAGGAGGGGAGGCACACGGACGGUCCAUGCAUACUAUGGUGGAAUCCGGGCAACGUCUUGUGAUUUUUGGGGGAGUGCAUGAAUGGGGAGCAUUGCAAGACAUUCUUUUCAUAGAGAAUGCAUCAGCUAUUGAAGGAUUGCAUCUGCAGAAAAGCUUACUAGAAGAGCUGGAGAAGGCCAAAAUGCUGCAUGUAAAAAUGGCUGAAUGUGAAGAUGCUGUGAGGACGAAAAAUAGAGAAUUGAUCAAAUCUCAAGAAGAUAUAGAAGAGUUGCGUACCACUUUGAAGGUGGAAUCAGAUAAAAGGAAGAAAGCAGUGCAAGGGCAUCAUGUCUUGUCCAAGAAGCUUCAAAAAGCUCGCAACACUUCGGAUUAUUUAUCUCAAAAAUACAAGAGGCUGAGAAAGGAAACGGAACAAUGGCGGAAGCAGUCUACAAUGCAUGUGGGUACCCUUCAGCAGGCUUCUGAAACAUAGUCAGACUUUUACGGACAUUAAAUAUUGUAUUGUAAGUCAGUAAAAAUAACAUUUAGUCCUAGAAGACUUGUCUUACUUUUGCAGAGGUAAACGCUUGAAAUACUUGAGCUGCUCUCGAUUCAUACAAUGAGUUUCAUGUUAUAC